This is a messenger RNA of Strongyloides ratti, 2127 nucleotides long. RefSeq names its product Ecdysone-induced protein 74EF. Gene Ontology annotation, cellular component: nucleus. The coding region runs from base 1 to 2127 and encodes 708 amino acids. The transcript has 3 exons. NCBI's taxonomy places the organism in Eukaryota, Metazoa, Nematoda, Chromadorea, Rhabditida, Strongyloididae. Gene Ontology annotation, molecular function: DNA-binding transcription factor activity, RNA polymerase II-specific; sequence-specific DNA binding. Gene Ontology annotation, biological process: regulation of transcription by RNA polymerase II; cell differentiation. The record is from RefSeq and is a predicted model, not a curated record.
AUGGAUCUAGAACAUGAUAAUGCUUCCGUUCUUAAACGGUAUCAAGAAUGUUUAGAAAUAUUAAAUUCAAGAUCAGGAUUAACAUUAAAUACUUCUAUGGAUCUCAAUAACAAUAAUGGCAUAGAUAAUUUAAAUAAUUUACCAUUAAAUACUAUUAAUAGUACUAGUAAAAAUCAUUAUUCACAUUGUCAUCUUUUUCCUAAUGGUAUUACACCUAAACAUGAAGGUUUAUUAACUAUUGCUCCUAAUUGUGAUUGUCCAUCCAAAAAAGAUUCAAUUGAUGUAACAAAAGAUGUAACUCCAAAACUUUUAAUUAAUGGUAAAUCAUCUUCUAAUCAAUCAAAAAUGGAAGAAAAUAUAUUUAUUCCUAAUAAUGAUGGUAGAAGAGUUUCAGCACCAGCUUGUCUUUGGUCAACAUCAUCUCUUAUCAAUAAUAAUACACCAAUAACUGAUAAUAAGACUGAUCAAAAUACAUUAAAUAAUAAUUUGGCUAUUCUUCAAAAAUUACUUCUUUCACAACAACAAAAUCAACAAUACAAAUUAUCGUCAGAAAUCGCAACAUCAUCAACUUCCUCUAAAGUUAUUUCUUCUGCAUUUACUUCAUUACUAAUGCCACCAACUGCUGUUUUAGGUGAUCAUCUUAUUUCAACAUCUUCUAAUAUAAAUUCAUCAUCACAAAAUGUUGCUACAUCUGUGUCAUCCUCACCAGAUAGUGGACUUGGUGGUGAUACCUCUACAAUAUCAGCACAUACCACAAAUACAAUGACAUUAAAUUCUCUUGAAUCAGCCAUCAAAUUUCAGCAGGAACAAAAUAAUUUACAAAAUCAGAUACUUCUUGGUACAACACCACAAUCUGCAUUUACAACUAUUAAUAAUAAUAAUUUAAAAAAUUGGAAUUGGUUACUUCAACAAAAUCAAAAUUCACUUUUAGCAUCAACACAAAGAAAUAUUUCUAAUCAAGAUUUACAACAAAAUAAUCUUUUGAAUCCAUGGUUAUCUGCUGCAGCAUUAUUAUAUCCUGGAUGGGCAAUUAAUGCUACAUCAUCAAUUCAAGGAAAUUCUAAUAAUAAUAAUAUAUCACAAAGAUCACAAAAUCCUUUUACAUCAUCAACAACUAUAAGUAAUGCUUUUUUGAUUGAUCAAAUGUUAGCUAAUCAAAAAAAUCAACAACUUCAACAAAAUUCUAUAAAUACCACUGGAAUUAAUGGAUUAUUUUGUAAUGGUAAUUCUUAUAUUUCUAAUUUACAAAUGAAUCAAAUUAACAAUUCAUUGUAUGAAGUUUCUAAACAUCAAACAAAUAGUUCAUUUGGUCUUGAAUCAACAAUUACCGGUAAUACAACUUUAUCUAAUAGAAGAUUUAGUGAACCUGUAACUAAUAGUAAUGUACAUUCUAAUAGUACUUAUUCACUUUCUAAUCAUGUAUCAAGAAGGCGUAGUCGUGAUGGUCAAGUAACUUAUCUUUGGGAAUUUUUAUUAAGACUUCUUCAAGAUAAAGAAUAUUGUCCAAAAUAUAUAAAAUGGCUUGAUCAUCGUAAAGGAAUAUUUAAAUUAGUUGACUCGAAGGCUGUCUCACGUUUAUGGGGUAUGCAUAAAAAUAAACCAGGAAUGAAUUAUGAAACAAUGGGAAGAGCAUUAAGAUAUUAUUAUCAAAGAGGAAUCCUUCAAAAAGUUGAUGGACAAAGAUUGGUAUAUCAAUUUGUUGAUGUACCAAAAGAAGCUUUUGAUCCAAAUGAUACUAGUUUUUCAGAUUCAAUUAGUUCAGGAAAUAAUAGUGAUGAUGGUAAUGGUAGUCCAAAUAAUUACAUUAAUGAUAGUAAAAUUCAUUCACCAAAAAGUAUUGAAGGUUCAUGUACUAAUAUUGAUAUUAAUAGUCCAUCAUCCUCUUCAAUCUCCUAUGAUGAACAUCAUUCUAAAACAGAAAAAAAAAAUGAUAUACAUAUGAAAGAUAUGUCUGAAGAUGAUAGCAUUAAACAUAAGGAGGAAGAUGUUUUAAUGGAAGAAGAUGAAGAGGAAGAGAAUGUUAAAAAACUUCAAAUGUCUAAAGAUGUUAGUAAUAAUGAUGAGAUAGAUGAAAAUAAUAAUCGUACAUUGUCAUCUUCUAACCACCAAAUAAGUAGUUGUGCAUAA